UUACCGACGGCGUACGCACUACAGUGGACAAUCUCUGUUCUUCUAAUGAAGCAAAACUACUUAGGUUGACGACUCUCGUGUGAGGUGCCCGUUCAGCAACCAUUAAACUUGUCCAAUUGUCGACCGGUCGAGUCCUUUACCUUUGGUCAUUACCUAACUCUGUAGCGUUCGAAGUACGCUUUCGAAGACUACAUUUGCAAGAAAACAAUUGAUAUCUCAAGAACAGGAGGUGAAAACUAAGUGGAUAAUCAAUCUUCAGGGUUCAUAAAAGCAUCAUGUUCAAACGGAUAAAAUCCUACCUUCCCGGUCGGAACAUGUCCAUUUUUCUGGGGACGGUGGCAGCAUUUACUGGAGCAGUUUAUUAUGAUAAACGAGAGCAGAAGAAAAUUCUGAAUCAUUAUUGUAAUAAAGUAGCUUUUUUGGCUGACCAGCCAAUGCAACCAUUAGAAAUGCCACGUCGGUUCCGUGUGUAUCUUCAUGGUCCUCCUGGAGAUGGCAUUUAUGUUGCUCGUGAUGAAUUCCACCGCUACGUGAAGCCUAUUUUAAAUGCCGCUGCAGUUGAUUUUGAUAUGUAUGAAUCAAAGGGAGAAGGCGAGCUGACCCGCUUUGUUGCUCGUGAAGUUUGGAACAAGCAUCAUAAUAUUAGCGAUGAACCACAAAACGUUGUCGCCAUUCAGUCUCUUCUUAAGCAAAGCGAUGAGCCUAGCGCAACUGUCCUCCUUGGACGUCAUGCCGUUAAGGAGUUUGUGCAAGGAUGUUCUCUCGGCUGUUCUCCAAGUUACGAGGAAUUUGUUGCUAAAACAACGCCCCCAGAGAAGCCUGUUAAGGCAGACGAGAGCAAUGAGACGAAGGUGCCAAACACUUCGGAGGAUAACAAAGACACAGAUACCAAAACAGCAACUGCCGAUGAGGAGGAGGAUGGAGAUGAGUCUAAGACUCCGGAUCCCAUGUUUGACAAGUCAUUUAUUCCAAAAGACAUUCAAGCUGCCGACAAAACGGCUACGGAAAACAUUCUUUUGGUCCCUCUUCCCCAUCUGUUGGGCUUCUCAAACACAUUCCGUCGAAUCUACCGUUUCCUUCAUCGUCGUGAACUGGCUAAUAAGAUUGGCGAGCUUGUUACCAAUGCGAUUCUUGAACAAAGAACGGUACCAAUACAAAAAGCGACGAACGAACAGCUGCUUGAUGCUGAAGAAGGAGAUUGGCCAAAAAUGUUUACUAAACGCGAGGACGCAAAUGAACGUGUUUGGACGGGCCCGUUUAUGAAGACAGAUGAUAAAGCUCUUGAAGACGUGAAGCUGUACGUGACUCCCUUGGACUCAUUCACAGACCAAACGAACUAAAAACACUACACGCUGCUUUUUCAAUUGGGUUGCGUUUGAACGACUACUCUUGUUUUGGAGACGAACUACUGUUUAAGUAUAGGUUAGGAUAGAAGGUUAGGCAAUACAUUCACGAACGAAUCUUUGGAUAUGUACAUAUAGACUCAGAGGCAAUUGUUAGCGGAUGAUGACAGCGCACAUGUACGUGUGUCAGUUCUAUCGCUAAUAAUAUGCGCCUUCUCAUCAAUUGGUUUUUGUGAAAUUGGAUUUCUUAGGUAUAUGUCUUUUUGCUUAGUAAAGCAAAAUUAACUUCUUUCAACUCA
Messenger RNA from Schizosaccharomyces japonicus yFS275, 1642 nucleotides. Its product is annotated as TIM22 inner membrane protein import complex subunit Tim54. The record is from RefSeq and is a predicted model, not a curated record. Lineage: Eukaryota; Fungi; Ascomycota; Schizosaccharomycetes; Schizosaccharomycetales; Schizosaccharomycetaceae. Bases 276 to 1340 code for a protein of 354 amino acids. Gene Ontology annotation, cellular component: mitochondrial inner membrane. The transcript has a single exon.